AUGGAUAACCCACUGCCAUCGACCAUCCAAGAGGCUGAGGCCUUGGUCUUGGCCCUUUAUCAACCGGCACCGCCUGAGACUAUCGCCCGAAUUCAAGACACACUCCAUCGCAUGCAAAGAGCCCCAUCCGGCUGGUGGAUUGCCCGAGAUCUCCUGAGCCAUGCAGAUGACAAGGUUAAGUUCUUUGGUGCCCUCACAUUGAUCGUCAAGUUGAAUACCGAGAGCUCAUCUCUGUCAAGUGGCGAUGCUUCAGAACUUCGACAGAAUCUGGUCGGCUGGUUUGUCAAAUCGCUGGAUGACGGCUCUGGGGCCAUGGUCAUCAGAAAGCUAUCCUCGGCUUUGGUCACCUUUUUUCUGUGCUUCCCUACACAGUGGGAGUUCUGUAUUCGCCAUCUUUGCUGUUCUCUGUCAGAGGGGAGUGCUUUACCUCAGGAAAGGGUCGACGGAUCCAUUGACAUGUCUUCUGUUCUAGAAACACUUCAUUCUCGAAAGCUCCAGGCCGCACUGUGGUUCUCAGGGUCACUGGUAGACGAAGCAGCCAAGAUAGAAAUGAACUCAGCAAAGCACAUGGGCUUAUACGAGACCCUUACGCGCAACGUUCCAGACGCUUUGGCAUUGAUGUCUCAUGGUUUCUCACGUCAAGUGCCUGUGAAUUCAACAAGCUAUGACACGCAGAAAGACUCCAUAACUUGCUUGCAGUCGUGGAUAUGGUUUUCUCAGAGAAUGUCGACUCAUAGCGACGAGCUCAUUGGUUCUCUCCGUGCACUAAUACAACCUACCAUCGCGUCCUUGGCCGAGGACGAACUGUACGAACCAGCCGUGGAGCUGCUUUCAGAUAUCUUGUCCAAUUACUCCGGGUUUCUGACGGAAGACCACUACGAGUCUCUCUUUUCUCUCUUCGAGACUCAGUGGUCUCGCGAACGCUAUCAACGCCUUGUUGAGGGAGACUUUGACUUCGAUUCUGUUCAGUUCGGGCAGCUCAUGAUUGCUCUUGGCGAUUCCAAGGUCGAGGCUCUCAUCCAUGGUGUCGAUGGCCGGUCCUCACGCUUUCUUGGAUACCUGCGUGGUCUGCUCUCUGCUCGAGGAUACCCCGUCAGUGACGACAAGAUAUUCGUCCCUGCUCUCGAGUUUUGGUCCACCUAUGUGGAGACAUUGACGGAUAGUAUCUAUUCAGAGGACGAAGAGUCCAAGACCUGGGUACCAACGGCUACAUCUCACGUCUUGGAGGUUAUAUCGACAGUCUGGCAACGGAUCGCUUAUCCACCUCCGAGUGUUAUUGCUAGCUGGGACUCGGCCGAACGUGCAGGAUUUGGCGAUGCAAGAAAGGACGUUGCUGACCUUCUCCAAUCGACAUUCACCGUGACGGGGCCAUCAUUAGUUUCGACAUUCGGAAACCUAACUCUUCAGUCGGUAUCAUCCAAUUCAUGGUCAAAUCUUGAAGCUGCAGCCUUCUGCUUGGGAUCCCUGGCCGAUUGUGUGACAGGCGAUCCGAGGUGCGACGAGACACUCAGCGCUCUGUUCUCUUCACCUCUGUUCAAUCUAUUACAGACAUCGAGUGACUCGAUACCUGGCCGCACACGUCAGACGUGCAUAUCUUUGAUUGAAAAAUAUGCGGACUACUUUGAGCGCGAGACGCAAAGCCUUCCAUCCGCGCUUAACUUGCUCUUUUCUGUCCUAGCCGACCCUGUAUUGGCUGGGCCUGCGGCAAGAUCGAUUCAACGACUUUGUUUCUCAUCUCGGACUAUUUUGGCAUCCGAGGUAAGUGCAUUUCUGAGUCAGUAUCAGACCAUCGCCACGCAGAGCCAGCUUGAUUGCUUAGCCUGUGAAAGAAUCAUGGGGGCUAUUGCCGCUGUCAUACAGGCUGUCCAGGACGGAAACUCAAAAUUUGAGCACCUUGAGGCUCUCCUUUCCUUCGUUCAGCAUGAUGCUCGCAAGUCUGUGCAGUUACUGUCUUUGCCCAGGCUCCCGCCUGAUGCAACGUCAGAUUCUCUGGACAUUCACCGUUGCUCAACGUUGACCGAACCGUCCGAGCUCCCUCUUCACAUAGCCUUGAAGGCGUUGAGAUGUCUGAUUAGCAUCGGCAAAGGCUUCCAGGUACCGGGCGAUGUGCCAUGCGACCUGGAGAAAGAAAAAGACUUCUCGUCGAUCAACCAUGAUUCAAGGCUUGAUCAGUUACAAUCAGGGAUUCUGUCCCUGAUUGCCCAGCUGCAAAGCUCAUUCCCACAGAGCGGCGAAGUGGCUGAGAGUAUUUGCAACAUCUUCCGAACAGGAUUUUCCGAAUAUGAGGCUGGCCCAUUUGUCUUUCCUCCCCGACUUGUCUGUGACUAUCUCAUCCAACAGACGUCUCAAACACCUCGAAUCGGCUUAUUCGUGAGCACAGCUUGCUCUCUCCUCAGCUCUCUGAGAAACAUAAAACGAGGCGAAGUCGACGAAACUAGGGCUAAGCUUCUUGGAUGGGUCAUAGGUCUACUUCAGCAACUACCUGAACCGGACAAUGAUACAGAACUCGCACAGAAUGGCAUCGAAUUCACAAAUCGUUUAACGUCACGGGAGCCCGCUGUCCUCUUUCAUUCCGAGUACCUUCCGCUCGCCGAGUUCUUCUUCAUGUAUGCGUUGAGAGUAUUAGAUGGGCGCGAACCACUACCGAAAGCGGCAGCCGCUGAUUUCUGGGCAACAUUCAUGACGCUGAAGCCCACGGAUCAAGGGGUACGAGAAACGAUAGAUCAUGCCAUCACUCAGCUUGGCCCAUUACUCGCUCGGUCGAUCGUCCGAAAUAUUGGCGGUAAUGCCUCGAGGAGCGAGUUAGAUAGACUCAGCGAGCCUCUAAAGAAGAUGGUUAACCAUCAUGCCAAAGCUCGUAUAUGGCUCGAGCAAGCUCUGUAUGAUUCGUCAUUCCCCGGGCAACAACUAUCUGAUGACGAGAAGGCUCUUUUUGUCUGGAAGAUUAUCAACCUCAGGGGUUCAAGAGGAACCAACCAGGUCGUACGAGAUUUCUGGCUUGCUGCACGAGGGUCUAAGUUUGCUUAUGCUUCCUGA
Messenger RNA from Colletotrichum graminicola M1.001, 3036 nucleotides. RefSeq lists its product as uncharacterized. The record is from RefSeq and is a predicted model, not a curated record. Lineage: Eukaryota; Fungi; Ascomycota; Sordariomycetes; Glomerellales; Glomerellaceae. Gene Ontology annotation, biological process: protein import into nucleus. The transcript has 8 exons. Gene Ontology annotation, cellular component: nuclear membrane; cytoplasm. Bases 1 to 3036 code for a protein of 1011 amino acids.